GCUCUAUCUCUUAUAAGCCUCUUGGAAUUUUCCCAAGAUUUCAUUCUAGCAAAGCAUCAUUCGACCUGUCCCAGGCCAGGGCACACACUCCCAUGUUCUGGCUGUGCUGAGCUGAUCAUCUUCUUCGGGUAAAGGAAAAGAUCAAGUCGUAGACUGUGUCGAUUUACAGAACAUAAGUCAAAGAUUGAGAUUUUCUGAUACAAGCAAAUCUAGAGAACCUUUACUAUGUAUGGUUACCAGUGCCCAAGAAGCCCCAGUGAUUUCUGGACAGAAUUGCAAAGUGACAGUCAAGGAGAGAGCAGCUUGGCUACCACACAAAUGAAUCCACCCAAACGUCGCCGAGUGGAGCAGGGUCCCAGGACAGGUGCAAAAACACCCUCAAUUCCAGGAGCUCCACACCAGGAUUUAUGCCAGUCCCUGGAACCUUCCCAGGAGCAGCAGGAUUCCAGCACAGAGGAGUUCAUCGUGAUCCUGGAAGAAGAGACAGAAGUGACCCUGGGCCUGGAAGAGGGCAUCCUCAUCCUGGCCCCAGAGACAGCCCUACAGCUGACCCUGGAUAACACGGUCCUUGUAAUUGUCCCUGAGCAGGACCUGAGGUCACCAGAUGGCCUGCAGUCCCCUGUGCAGAUCCAGUACAUCCUGCCCUCCGUUGAUGGCUUCACCUUGGAGUUCCAUGAUGAAGAUGGAGACGUCUCAGACAUGAGAAGAGAGAAUGUGCCUCUUUCGCCUGCAGAAGAGGGGGAGGCAGCACCCCUAUAUCAGCAGCCCUUGAUGAUACCCCCAGCAAACCACAUGGCUGGGAUCAGCCCUUUUCUCCCAGUAACCCCAUUGUGCAUUCCACGCCGUCUGACAGCCCUCCCCCAACGCUACCGUCUGCCACCCACACCUAGUCCAGUGCGACGCAUUAAACUGGACGACUACAUUUUCAGCCUGCAUGGUAUGGAGCUCUUGUGCACCUCCUCCCUCAGACCUAUGCCCCCUUCACCAAGUCCUGGCCCCCAGAUCUAUCACAGGAUUCACCAUAGGCCUCCUAGCAGAGCACGAAGAUGUCUCUUCAGGGAGUGAUUUAACCCAAGAAUCCCCCGUCGCAUUGACAGGUCAGAGAUUGUCA
Molecule: messenger RNA, 1111 nt
Organism: Sapajus apella (tufted capuchin)
Lineage: Eukaryota; Metazoa; Chordata; Mammalia; Primates; Cebidae
Product: proline-rich protein 23D1-like
Exons: 4
Coding region: 226-1065 (279 amino acids)
Source: RefSeq, a predicted model, not a curated record